AUGAUUUUAUUCUGGUUUCUAUUAGAAGACAAUGUAGAAAUGAUUGAAGAAUAUAAUGAAGAAGAUAAUUUCAUAUCAGAAUUAGAAUCUACACCUGAUAAAUCAUUAAUAAAGUUACUGUUACAUGAUACAGAUACAGCAUUAAAUAUCAAAUCAUCUUUAGUUAUUAAAUUACUGAAAGCUGCUAGUAAUAUUCAUAUCUAUUAUAAAAAUAAAGAAUUAAGAAAUGAGGAUGUAAUAAGUGAUCUGAGAGAUGGUGACCAAAGUAAUUCUAAAAUAUUUCAAGUGCAAUUAUCAAGAAAAUAA
Messenger RNA from Lottia gigantea (owl limpet), 306 nucleotides. RefSeq lists its product as hypothetical. The record is from RefSeq and is a predicted model, not a curated record. Lineage: Eukaryota; Metazoa; Mollusca; Gastropoda; Lottiidae. The transcript is spliced from 3 exons. The coding region runs from base 1 to 306 and encodes 101 amino acids.